AUAGAGAUUGCCUUUCAUAUCAGGGUUUCAUAACUAUUAAGAAAUGUGAAUUUUUUAUUAAAAUAUUGCUUGAUAAAAACAAUGCACCAGCAUUAAGAAAUGCAAAAAUUUAUGGUAGCCCUGAAUUCAAACAAUUGAUUUUUGGUCAUGAUAAAAUCUUAAAGCAGAGAUUGGAACAAUGUUAUAAUAUCAAUGAAUUUUUUAUUGAUCUAAAAGAUUUACUUGAGCAUCUAACGAUCAAAGAAAAAGAAGAAGUAAUGCCACCAGGAAUUUAUUAUUCCUCAUUAUUAUCUGAGCUUGAUAAAAUUGGCUGGGAUAAAUUGGAAUCACUUGAUCCUUCCUUGAAAUCUUUGGUUCUUAGAUUAAAUGAUUCAUCAGGUCAUCAACACAAAAUAAAUAUAACAUUACCUUUUUCUUAUCCAAAAUCACCUCUUAUUAUACAAGCUGAAAUUCCAUCUGAAAUUCAACUGAAUCGUAUCUUUGACCUGAAUGAAGUGAUUUCUAUUAGUUAUAAAGAAAUAGAGAAAUUUCAAGAAUUUUGGUCAAUGCUUGAUGAUGUUGAUCAGAACACUUGGAUUUUAGAGCCAGAUAAACCUAAACGAAAUGAUUUAAUAAGGAGAAUUGCACUUGGUAAUCAUUGUUCUUUACAAAUAAAAGUGAAUCCUCAACACCCAAAAGAUGUUUGUGAACUAAAGAAUAUGUCUCUUAACAUUCGACAAAAUCUUGAAAAUAUCCUGGAAAUUAAAUUUCCAUCAUCUCAAUCAUCAUCAUUGCCUGGAGCUGAUUAUGAGAUUGAAUGUGGAAUUUGCUAUACAUAUCAUUUAGAAAGUUCAAUACCUGAAUAUUCAUGUAAUAAUUCGAAAUGUGGAAG
This is a messenger RNA of Entrophospora candida, 871 nucleotides long. The record is from the annotation of a GenBank genome assembly. NCBI's taxonomy places the organism in Eukaryota, Fungi, Glomeromycota, Glomeromycetes, Entrophosporales, Entrophosporaceae.